This is a messenger RNA of Nerophis lumbriciformis (worm pipefish), 975 nucleotides long. RefSeq names its product trace amine-associated receptor 1-like. Lineage: Eukaryota; Metazoa; Chordata; Actinopteri; Syngnathiformes; Syngnathidae. Gene Ontology annotation, biological process: G protein-coupled receptor signaling pathway; cell surface receptor signaling pathway. Gene Ontology annotation, cellular component: membrane. The record is from RefSeq and is a predicted model, not a curated record. Gene Ontology annotation, molecular function: trace-amine receptor activity.
AUGGCCAGAGCCAACAGGACUGAUGUUGACAUACAUCCUUGCUAUCAAGUCGAUCAUUCCUCUUAUGUGCUCACAAGUGAGCCUUCCAUCGUGUGUGUUUCUCUCUACACGUUCCUCGCGUUAUUGUCUGUCGUCACAAUCUUUGGAAACCUUCUUGUGAUAAUCACCAUAUUUUACUUCAAACAGCUUCACAAUCCUACAAACUACCUGAUUCUUUCGCUGGCCGUGGCUGAUGUGCUUGUGGGGAUCCUUGUUUUCCCGCUCAGCAUGGCCUUUUCUCUCAGCUCGUGUAUUUACCACGAGGACCUGCUGUGCAAAAUCAGAGGCAGUUUGGACAUAUCGCUGAGCACUUGCUCUAUUCUGAACCUAUGUUGCAUUUCCAUCGAUCGAUAUUAUGCCGUGUGUCAGCCUCUGAUGUACCGGACAAAAAUGAAUCACUGUGUUGUUGGCGUCAUGAUUUUGAUGAAUUGGGGGGUGUCUGCUCUGAUCUCUAUCGGUGUCUUGGCUGCUGGCUUGCAGAGUGACAACUGCAAGGAAACAUGUUUAGUUGAUGUUCUGAUGGCUAACACCAUCGGGCCUUUGUUAUCGUUCUACUUACCUGUGGUCAUCAUGCUUUGUAUCUAUCUGAAGAUUUUGUUGGUUGCAUUGAAGCAUGCUCGCAGCAUCCAGACCUCCACCAAGCCCGGCCCGCUUGUCAGCAGGGAUGAGAGAAAAGCCACCAAAACCCUCGCUACAGUUUUGGGAGUCUUUCUGAUCUGCUGGAGUCCAUUUUUUCUUUGUAUCACCUUUAUGCCUUUUAGCCAUCUUUCCGUGCCAGUUGCAGUCAUCGAGACGCUGAACUGGCUGACUUUGUCCAACUCCAUGCUCAAUCCGUUCAUCUACGCUUUCUUUUACAGCUGGUUUCGAUCUGGAUUCAGACUCAUCAUAUCGGGAAAAAUCUUCCUGCGUGAUUAUACUAAUUCAGCAUUGCUUUGA